Molecule: messenger RNA, 1029 nt
Organism: Exophiala dermatitidis NIH/UT8656
Lineage: Eukaryota; Fungi; Ascomycota; Eurotiomycetes; Chaetothyriales; Herpotrichiellaceae
Exons: 1
Coding region: 1-1029 (342 amino acids)
Biological process (GO): transmembrane transport
Cellular component (GO): membrane
Molecular function (GO): transmembrane transporter activity
Source: RefSeq, a predicted model, not a curated record
AUGCUUUUCAAUACCUACCUUGCAAAACAGCUCCCGAAGGUCGAAGGGGCGGUGUUGAUCGUGCACAUCGUCGGGUUUUUCGGCGUCCUCAUCACUUUGGUUUAUCUGGCGCCCCAUGGCACAGCCCAUGACGUGUUUGCAUUAUACCUCAAUAACGGGGGAUACGAUAAAGGCACAUCGUUCUUUGUGGGCCUUAUCACGACCGUUUUCGCAUUCAUCGGAGCCGACGGAGCCAUUCACAUGAGUGAGGAGAUCAAGAAUGCGUCCACCGUUGUGCCACAUUCGUUGGUAGCCUCGAUCGGCUUGAACGGCACAAUGGGGUUUUCCAUGCUGAUUGCCAUUCUGUUUUGCGUCGGCAAUAUUGACAAUGCCCUCGAAACAACUACCGGAUUCCCAUUUAUCGAAAUCUUCUACCAAGCUGUCAAUUCGACCGGCGGUGCCACAGCUAUGACUUCAAUUGUCCUUUCGCUGAUGAUAUUCGCGGCCAUUGCGGUCCUGGCGGCGGCUUCGCGUAUGAUGUGGGCAUUUGCUCGUGAUAACGGCCUUCCUGGCUCGCGAUUCAUCUCCCGCGUCGAGCCGCGGACCAAGUUACCCCUUUAUUCCGUUGGGGUCUCGGUGGUGAUCACCUUGCUUCUGGGACUGAUCAAUAUCGGGUCGUCGGCUGCCUUCAAUGCCGUCGCCUCGCUGGUCGUGGCAGGGUACCUGGGAAGUUACACACUGCCCAUGGGUCUCUUGCUCCAUAAAAAGCUCUUCAAUCCAUCGUCCAUCCACUACGGCCCUUGGACGUUGGGCCAACGACUGGGCAUCUUUUGCAACGCUUUCGGGCUUCUUUGGAUUGCCAUCACCAUGACCUUCAGUUUCUUUCCUUCGGUAAGGACGGACUUGACUCUUCAAUCAAUGAACUGGUCUUCUCUCAUCUGGGGAGGCACCAUGCUUAUCGGCGUCGCAAGUUACUUUGGAUACUUGCGUGGAAGGUAUAACGGCCCUAUUGUUGAGACAGCUAUCAUUGAGCAGGUGAAUGGCGUCUGA